UGUUGUCUUGGUUUCAGGCUCUUGUUACGCUGCCUGAAACAGACGGGUCGGAUCUGCCUGGGUCCCCUCCGCCUGUACACCCUAACCCUGGUUGAUGCCCUGCCCACCGCCACCACCCUGCAGCUCCACUGCACAGCUGCCAUGGAAAACACACUUUCAGGACAGGAUGGUGUGAUUUCUCUGUCCUCUGAUGCUCUGAGGUUUUGUAAGCAGCAGAAUGUCCAAGUCUUCCUUCACAGUCUCAGAUACACUUUGUUCCAGAGAAGACUCCUUCACAAAUUCAAAGGUUCUUCUGCUUCCAUUGACGACCACUCGAUGGAGCUUUGCCUGACAGCUGUGAAAUUUGCUCGGAAAAAGGGAAACGUUGCCCUGGCGUCUCGCCUGCUGAGCCUUUGCAGCAAUGGAACGCACCCGGACGACGAGCAGGAGGAACUCUGCCAGACCUUCAGGCGUCUCUCCCUGCACGGUACUCUGAGAGAAAAAUGGGGACCGGAGUUCCAGAUUGAAAAAUCCAAAGUCCUGAGAACAUCAGGUCAGUCAACUGCAGCCAUGGAGAUGCUGAGCAGUGCCGCUCUGUCCUUCUGCCACGUGGGGAAGAACGAGCGCGCCGCCUGCCGUUCGCUGUUGACCCUCUGCAAGUGGCUGCUGGCAGACUGGAAGGACCUGACCCCUCAGCUGAAACAGGUUUUUAAACACUCUGGGGCAGUGAACUCUUCCAGCGCGUUGGGCAGCAUGUCACCUCUGAGUCGGAACGUUGUCGCUCUGCUGGAGCUCCCCCUGGAGGGCGGCCACAUCAUCCACAUCAUCGCUGACACAUCAGUGAAUAUGGGUGUUGGGGAACCAGAUUUCAUUUUGGGCCAGCUCUAUCAGCUGUCCACUAGCCUGGCUCCAGAGGUGGCCAAGUCCUGGGCCUCACUUGCGAGCUGGGCUUAUCGCUGGGGCAGGAAAGUGGUGGAUAAUGCCAGCCAAGAGGGGGGGCUGCCCCUCCUUCCUGGGGAAAAAAAGGGUAUUGUGGAGCUCCUGCCUGCUACCACCAAUGAAGAAGACAAGGAAGCCAUCUGCAGCAUUCUGGGACAGGCCAUGUGUCGUCCAACUGGCAUACAGGAUGAGGACAUGGCUCUGCAGCAGGAUGACACCGAGGACGACAUGGUAGAUGUUAUCUGGAGGCAGCUGCUCACCUCUUGUCCUUGGCUCAGUGAGGCAGGCCAGCAAGUCACAGAGGGUCUGAUCCAGGUUUGGAGACAGGUGGUGGAUCGGAUUUUCAGCCUCUACAGAGUUUCCUGCCAGGCCUACUUCAUCUUCCUGAAGCUGAAUGCAGGACAGGUCCAGAUCGAUGAGGAUGACCCAAAACUGCUCCUGGCUUGUCAGAACAGCAAGCAGAGCAAUGAUGAUGUGAUUGUCAUGGCAACUCUGCGUCUCCUCCGUCUCCUGGUGAAACACGCCAGUGAACUCCGAGAAGGUCUGGAGCUCGGCCUCGCCUCCACCCCGACAGCACCCUGGAGGGGGAUAAUCCCCCAGCUCUUCUCCCGUCUCAACCAUCCAGAAGCUUACAUCCGACAAAGCAUUUGCAGUUUGCUGUGUCGAGUGGCUCAGGACUCCCCACACCUCAUCCUGUAUCCAGCCAUCGUGGGCUCCCUGUCGCUGGGAGGUGACGCCCAGACCGCAGGCAGCAAGCUGCCGUCGGCUCUGCCCACGUUCUUGGGCAGCAUGCAGGGAGACAGUCUGGGCGGGGACGAGGAGGAGGAGAACGACAGUCAAGCUCGAGCUUCAGAAGAACUGACAACCUUCUGCUCUCGUCAGGACCAGGCCAUGAUGCAGGACUGUUACACCAACAUCGUGGACAAGCUGUCUUUGGCCAAUCCCAGCAUGGUGCUUCAGGUUCAGCAACUGGUGGGCGAACUGCGCAGGGUGACCUUACUGUGGGAUGAGCUUUGGUUGGGUGUCUUGCAGCAGCAGCAUAUGCACGUCUUACGUAGGAUUCAGCCGGAGGAUGAAGUCAAGAGGGUGCAGAACAACAACACUCUGCGCAGAGAUGAAAAGGUCGCCAUAAUGCGUGAGAAGCACUCAGCUCUGAUGCGGCCGGUGGUUUUUGCCUUGGAUCACGUUUGCAGCAUCACGGCGGCACCGGCAGAGACUCCACAUGAGAGCUGGUUCCAGCAGACCUACGGUGAAGCCAUAGCAUCGGCCCUGGAGCGCCUGAGGAACCCCCAGAACCCCGCCAGCCCUGCCAGCAGCUGGCUUCCCUUCAAACAGAUCAUGAUAAGUUUGCAGCAGCGCGCUCAGAAGCGAGCGAGCUACCUGCUCCAUCUGGACGAGAUCAGCCCGGCUCUGGCCGCCAUGACCACCACAGAGAUGGCUCUACCAGGCGAGGUGUCUGCGUCUGAUGCCGUCACCAUACAGAGCGUUGGCAAGACCAUCACCAUCCUGCCCACGAAGACCAAACCAAAGAAGCUCUUCUUUUUGGGCUCAGAUGGACGGAAUUACCCAUACCUUUUCAAAGGUCUGGAAGAUUUGCACCUGGAUGAGCGCAUCAUGCAGUUCUUAUCAAUAGUCAACACCAUGUUCACCAAGACCAACCAGCAGGAACAGCCGCACUUCCAUGCCCGCCACUACUCGGUCACGCCCCUCGGGACCCGGUCAGGACUCAUCCAGUGGGUGGACAGAGCCACGCCCCUCUUUGGUCUGUACAAGCGCUGGCAGCAGAGGGAGGCAGUACUCCAGGCUCAGAAGGCUCAAGAGUCUUUGCAGCAGCCUGUGCCUCCGGUCCCUCGGCCCAGUGAGCUUUACUACAGCAAGAUCGGGCCAGCUCUGAAAGCAGUGGGGCUCAGUGUGGAGGCAAGCCGGCGAGACUGGCCUCUCAGUGUCAUGAAGGAGGUGCUGAAAGAGUUGAUGGACUCUACACCGUCCAACCUGUUGGCCAAGGAGCUUUGGUGUUCCUGUGCCACGCCCAGUGAGUGGUGGAGGGUGACUCAGUCCUAUGCCAGAUCCACUGCGGUGAUGUCCAUGGUGGGAUACAUCAUCGGACUCGGGGACCGUCACCUCGACAACGUGCUGAUCGACAUGACCACCGGAGAAGUGGUGCACAUUGAUUACAAUGUUUGCUUUGAAAAAGGAAAGAGUCUGCGGGUUCCAGAGAAGGUUCCCUUCAGGAUGACACACAACAUUGAGAUGGCUCUGGGAGUCACUGGGGUGGAAGGCAUCUUCAGGAUGUCCUGUGAACAGGUGGUUCAGAUGAUGCGUCGGGGCAGAGAGACCCUGCUGACCCUGCUGGAGGCCUUUGUCUAUGAUCCCCUGGUGGACUGGACUGCCGGGGGGGAGGUGGGCUUUGCCGGAGCCGUGUACGGUGGAGGAGGCCAGCAGGCUGACAACAAGCAAAGCAAACGGGAGAUGGAGAGAGACAUCACUCACUCCCUGUUCUCCUCCAGGGUGGCUGAAAUCAAGGUGAACUGGUUCAAGAACCGGGACGAGAUGCUGGCCGUGCUGCCGCAGCUGGAGGAGUCAGUGGAGGAUUACCUGGACCUGCAGGAGUUACUGUGUCAGGGAGAGAAGCAGCAGGCCAAGCUGCAGGAGGAGACCACAUACCUGGAGGGGGCGGACAGCAAUCCAGACCACCUCGUUCACACCCUGGACCAAAGGUACUCUGAACACACCCAGCUCCAGUCACGGCAACGAACAGUGCAGGAAGCCAUCAAGAGCAAGCUGGCUGACCUGGACCAGUGGAUCUCUCAGUACCACGCGGCCUUUUCCAGCCUGGAGGCGACCCAGCUGGCCAACCUGCUGCAGGACAUCAGCACUUCUAUAGAUCUGGGUCCUCCCAGCUACGUUCCAGCCACAGCGUUCCUGCAGAAUGCGGGUCAGGCACACCUCAUCAGCCAGUGUGAGAGCGUGGAUGCGGAGGUGGGAUCCCUGCUGCAGCAGCGCCGCAGCGCCCUCCGCAGCUGUCUGGAGCAGUUGCACAGUUAUGCCACAGUGGCUCUGCUGUACCCGCGGACCACCAUGGUGCACCACCGAGUCCACCAGUGGAAGACCUGGCUGGAAGAACUGCUAGAAGACAUGACGGUGGAGCACUGUCAGCACAUCUACAGACAAUACGAGGUGCUGUUUGCGCCCCAGGCUCCUGCUGUGUCCUGCCAGUUCCUGUCCAGUGUGGACUUAGCUUUGCAGCACCAAGUGACUAAAAAGAACGAGCGUGUGCUGCAGCGAGCCGAGCGCAUUAAGGCUGAGGGCGCCACCGUGGCAGCCUGCGAGGAGCAGCUGCAGGAGAUUGAAAACUGCAUUACAGGCUUCCUGCAGGAGAAUGGAGAGUCCGGAUCCUUGAGCCUCGCCGAAAUCAUCACAUCUGCCCUCUGCAUGCUCUGCAGGCCCAACCUAGUAAUGGAGAGCGCUGCAGCCAGCGCGGGGGAGCAGCUGGUGGACCUGGUGUUGCGGGAUGGAGUGUGGUUCCUGGAGGAGCUCUGCAGUAUGAUCGGAAAUGUCACCGCCCUAGCAACUUUGCUGCAGCGCUGUUCACUCCUGCCUCAUGACCUGGAGCUGCCCUCACCCUCCACUGCAACUCAGACUCUCUAUCUGGCCAGUGCCGUCUACACCAGUCUGCAGGAGCUGAACACCAACUUCCAUCAGAUCAUCCUUCCAGAGGCCGUGCGCUGCAUGCUGAAAGGGGAGCCCACCUUGGAGGCCAUGUUGAGCGAGCUGGAGCAACUUCUGGAGCAGAGUUCCGAUGGUCUCGGUCUCCAUGAUUUGGCUGACAGCCUCCAGACGACCACAGGUCUGGACCAGGAGGAACAUAACCACUGCCUCAACAUCACCAGGAUGCUUCGUGCUCAGUACUCUGACCUGAUCCAGCCUCGGAACAUGGAUGGACCGGACCAAAGCCCACCAAAGAUGUCCGCGGGCCAAAUGUUGCUGGUUGCAUUUGAUGGAAUGUUUUCCCAGCUGGAGACUUCUUUUGGACAUCUCACUGAGAAGCUGAGUUCUCUGGAGGUGCCGCUGGCCUGGAGGAAGGUUGACGUCCUGAAGGAGGCUCGGGCCGCCCAGCUACACUUCUUCGACAGCGCGACUCAGCGGCAGCUGAUGGAAGAUGUGUUUUUCCUCAAGAGACUGCAGACCAUCAGGGAUUUCUUCAGGCUCUGUGCUUCCUUUGCUCAAACUCUGUCUGGUACCUGUCCCCCAGCCGAUGACCUGUUGCCUUCCAACGGGCCCAUUAGUUUGGGAAUGCCGUUGUACCGGGGCCCGGGUGCCACAGGCUCGGGCGUGGCCGUGGUCAGUGAGGAGCUGAUGACCCAUCCUAUCAAGACCUUCACGGCAGACUUUGUCCGAGAGAUGCUCAUGGGUCUGCCCAGCCAGGCUCUUGGUCUCUGUCUCUGCAGUACCCUGUCUGCCCUCGGCCUCGACGUGGUUGCACAGGUGGAGGCCAAAGACUUUGGAGCUGACACCAAGGUUUCUCUGGAUGAGCUGUGCAAGAAGGCAGUAGAACAGAGCCUGGCCUCAGGCCAGGUGUCCCAGCUGCUCCUGAACCGAGCCACUGUGCUGGCCUCAUCCUACGACACAGCCUGGAAGAAGGUGGACCUGCUGAGGAAGCUGGACGCCGGCCUGGAGGCGGCCAAGGCCAGUCUGCAGAGGAGCCAGCUGCAUGCGGCCAUGUUUCAGUGGCAGCACGAGGAUGUUCUGGGACCCACUAAUCAGCCACUGGGUGUCAGUGUUCCUCCUCGGUCUGCCAUCCUCAGCAACAUGAAGAAGAAGCUGUACAAGUUAAGUCAGGAUGAGGGCGCUAUUGUCAGCAUUCAGGAGAAGCUGGCGUCUUUGGAGGCCAGCAUCGAGCAGCGUUUGAAGUGGGCCGGAGGAGCCAAUCCAGCACUGGCUCCUGUGCUGCAGGACUUUGAGCUAACUAUUAGAGAGAGGCGGGCAACCGUGGCCAGAGAGAACCAGCGCACCAGCCAGGUGUCUUUCUUGUGUUCUACCAUUCUGAACUUUGAAGGGCUGCGGACCCGGACCCCCGAGGCUCUCAGCAUGGACACGGCGCUGUUCGAGCUACUGAAGAGAUGCCAGCAGACUUCUUCUUACACGGCUCAGUUCAACAGCACUGUGUCACCGCUGGAGCUCCAACUGCUGCACAGGCUGAGUCCAUUGUUGGACCUGCCCAUUGGAAGUCCUGAUUGGCUGAGCUGUGGCCAGACACACUUGGAGGAGGAGCUGAGUGCUGAGCGGAGGAAGCAGGAAGAGCGGGAGCAGCAGCUGGAAUCCAGUGCCGAGUCCCUGCAGCUCUUGGUUGACUCCAUUAAGACCAUCCUGUCCAGCCACAACCGCCAGCUCGCUGACGUCAAGCAUCUGCUGAAGGCCAUGGCCAAGGAUGAGGAGGCUGCGCUGGUGGACGGAGAAGACGUGCCUUACGAGGGCAGCGUGCAGCACUUCAUGUUGGAGUACAAAGCGUGGCAGGACAACAUCCAGCUGGUGCUGUUCACUGUGGUCCAGGCCAGCGGCCAGACUCGGAACCAGGACCAGCUGGAGAUGCUGGAGGAGAUUCCUGUGACCCUGAAGGAGCUGCAGAGCCAGAGCCAGAGUGUCUACAACGGCCUGGUGGCUUUCGCGUCCCCCCUGGUGACUGAUGGAGACACGGCCUGUGCCAGUCCUGUUCCUGCAGCACAGACCAGUUUUGCAGCAGCUGUACGAUGCAGUGGAGUGAAGACCCAGCCAGAGUCCAUGUCUCAGAAUGCACGCAAGGUUCUACCACGUAACCUGGGAACUCCCACUGAUACCCCACCCAGCACACUGCUGAUGAGCAACAAAGGGCUGAACCCCAGCCCAAAGAAGGCUAUACGGGACCCAAAAACUGGAAGAGCUGUCCAGGAGAGGAACUCCUAUGCCGUCAGUGUGUGGAAGAGGGUCAAAGCCAAGCUGGAGGGCCGAGAUGUGGACGCCAACAGACGGAUGAGCGUCUGUGAGCAGGUGGACUAUGUCAUCAAAGAGGCUACCAACAUGGACAACUUGGCCCAGCUGUAUGAAGGCUGGACCGCGUGGGUGUGAAUGCUAUGCUGCUUCAUGUCUUUGGUCCAGCAACAGCUCCACCGGAAUCUAGUGGGUCUCGGGGGUCAGAACACCAGCACCGAGCCACACUGGGGGGAAGGAUGGGUGAAGCCGACGCUUAGCCCACCCUCGCAAACUCCUGGGCACCCAAACUAUGGGUAUCGACCACGUAGCACCGCUGCAACCACUGUCCACCACCAAUUCUCAGUGGAUCUGCAGCCCUGCUAACCAGGAAUCCCGGCACCGGGUGGGAGAGAGGAGGAGCUGAAAGGGCCCCAGACCAUCCAUCUGGGGACUCCUGCAGCCCACUACCAAGUUGUAACCAUGAAAAAUGGAGCACUUCCUGUUGAGGCGGUUCCACUCUGGUUGAAGGCCAGAUCCGGCAGGAUCUUGCUGUCAAACACCCUGAUGUUUGGACUUCACCAUGACUACCACAUGAGCGGGGCCACACAUUUCUUCAUCUUUCCAUUUUGGUCUUGUGACUCUGAUUGGCCGGUGGCAGAUCUGGAGGUGUGAACGAUGAAGAUUCAGGAUUUGUGUCGACGACGUGGAUCCAAAGCCUGAAACAGUCGUCUGAUGUUUGUUCUCAUUUGGGCUGAAUGGACCCAUAAAGACAAAGUGAAUAAAGGAUUUUGAUGUUGAGAUUGUUGUGGUUUUGUGGAAACCUGAAACGUCAUUUUCACAGGUGUUUGGGGGCCGAUGGGACAUGCUGUGGACAGGACAACCCAUCUUUUCUUCAGUCUUCUCUGUGUUGUGCAUUGAAAUGUUUCUUGUGACCUCUUUCAGACUUUAGUAUUAGGUUGCUAAUGGGUUUUUGUUUGUUUUACGUAGCUUAUCCCGUCUGUUCAGAAUGCCUGCGUUUUACUCUUGUUGACCUUCUAGUUUUACAUUUUAGUGGCAGAAGUGAAACCACCGUGAUGUUUUUGGUGCAAACUGUUACUUCUUAAAAAUUUUAUUGGAUUUUGUUGAAUGCUGAAUAAACAUGGAACUGAUCC
This is a messenger RNA of Thalassophryne amazonica, 8015 nucleotides long. Its product is annotated as serine/threonine-protein kinase SMG1-like. The record is from RefSeq and is a predicted model, not a curated record. Gene Ontology annotation, cellular component: nucleus. Gene Ontology annotation, biological process: nuclear-transcribed mRNA catabolic process, nonsense-mediated decay. Lineage: Eukaryota; Metazoa; Chordata; Actinopteri; Batrachoidiformes; Batrachoididae. Gene Ontology annotation, molecular function: protein serine/threonine kinase activity; protein binding.